Messenger RNA from Acanthaster planci (crown-of-thorns starfish), 6542 nucleotides. Its product is annotated as RNA-binding protein 26-like. The record is from RefSeq and is a predicted model, not a curated record. Gene Ontology annotation, molecular function: metal ion binding; RNA binding. Gene Ontology annotation, cellular component: nucleus. Lineage: Eukaryota; Metazoa; Echinodermata; Asteroidea; Valvatida; Acanthasteridae.
GUGUGUGACGCACGAGAGCAACUAACUGAGAGUAGUUCUAACAACCAUUUGUCUCUAAAUACGUCCUAAGUAACAGUUCAUAAUUGUAUUACUAAACCUCAUUUGAUGAGGAUGCGAUACUAAAAGUAUAUUUAGUCAUUUUGAAAUCUUAUCGUUUGUAUGUACUUCUGUACAGAACCAGUUUUAUCGUCGUAUCUCUCACCGCACUAAUGCCAUGGUGUGACUGCGAGGGUCGGUCAUGCUGUUGGAAGGCGCUAAUCAAUAGUACGUGUACAGUCACAUACGUACAGUGCACUGUACAUGUACAUUGUACAUCACGUACAUGUAUACUGCACCUUAUUAAACCAGUUUGAGCGUGUAAAGGGGAGGUAAUCAUCAUCGUCAUUGUGGUUUAUUAGAAGUUUGCACCAUGCCUGUGAUCAUCCCAAAUGUCGAGAAACUUAAAGCAUGGUUAAAACGGAAACUUGAGCCAAUAUGUGAAGCAGACCCGGUUCCAUUAUCAAAGUAUGUUGUUGCCCUUGUGAAGAAGGAAAAAAGCGAAGAGGAGCUCAAAGAAAUCUGCAAAGCUCAACUGGAAGUCUUCCUGGUCAAUGAAACGGAUGGCUUUGUCAAUGAGCUCUUUGAAGCCAUCAUGACCAAGUCCUACCUGACGCAAGAUGGCAGCGUCCCCGGCGGCGACACACAGCAGGAAGGGAACAAGGACAGACCUGCGGACCAGUCUGCCUCUGAUGUCACUGGGGAGGGCCAGCCACCCCAGCCACCGUUGUCGGAUGCCGAUGUCAGUCUCCUGCAGAGCGAGGCGGUUUCCACGAUGAGAAGCAACGAAGCGGCAAGGCGGUCCUUGGAAGCAGCGGGGGAGGGAGGAGAGAAGGACCACCGCAGACCACGUCGCUCGCGCAGCAGAUCUAGGAGCCACAGCCCUGGAAGGCGAAGACGGCCAAGAGAUGACGACAGAUACCGUCGACGGGGUGAUCGGUUUGAUCGUCACGGCAGCCGCUAUCACAGUGACAGAGAUCGUGAUAGGGAGAGAGAAAGAAAUAGAGACAGGGGCUUCAGAGGCUAUCGUAGCAACAGAGACCGUCCGUACAGUGACCGUCGUGAUGACCGGCGCGAAGAUCGCCGUGACGAUGCCGGCGGGCAUCGCACACGCUCCCGGUCCCGUUCUCGAUCCCGUAGCAGGUCACCAGUACCCGUCACCGGUGCCGGCAGUGUGAACAGCAUAAUUACUGUCGUAGGGGGCGGUGAAGGGAACCAGUCUGGCCUGCGGCCCAGGGAUCGUUGCCGUGAUUACGAUGAAAAAGGUUUCUGCAUGCGGGGAGAGUUGUGCCCGUUUGACCACGGAAAUGACCCGGUCAUCGUGGAGGAUGUCAACAUUCUCAAGCAGCGCACCCCACCCCUGCCUGCCCAGCCUCCUCCCUCCCAACCCCCACCCCCUCAGAUCAACUCCCAGAUGCCGCCACCACAACCAGGGAUGCUGCCGCGGCCGCCCCUGGGGCCGCCUCCCCCAGGCGGGCAGUAUGGCGAUCCUUUCCCAGUCGGCCAGCGGCUUGGCCCCCCGCCCCAGCAACCACCACCGGCCAGGAUGCCCGCACCCCCCAGGGGACCCAUGCUACCCCCUCCUCACUCCCAGGGAGGGCCAUUCCCAGGCGGGCCUCCUCCCAUGGCGGGGGGUCCGCCACCCAUGCUCAGAGGUCCACCACCCAUGGGUAGGGGUAUGCCACCCAUACACCCCAGUCAGCCACCUCCCCUGGCCGGGGGUCCAGGCCAGCUUCCACCACCUCACAUGGGCAUGAGAGGGCAGAUGCCUCCACGAGGACCGAUGCCUCCACGAGGACCGAUGCCUCCACAAGGCCCUCCAGGUCCAGACCACAACGAGCUGAGACCAAUGCCUCGUCAGGGAGUCCACCCUAUUCGCCCCGUCGGCCCCCCUCUGCAUCAAGGACACCCACCCACCCGACCCAACCUGCCCCCUGCAACAUUCCAGGAACGUGCCCCAAGAAUGGACGCACCCAAGGGACGAUUUGCCCCAUCAUCAGACGGCCAGCCGCAGCCGGACGCAUACAACCCAGAGGACCCGUCCAUAGAUGCCAAGCCCUAUUACGUCCCACGGUCCGGCCGCAACCAGUCAGCCAACUUGAGAUCACUCAUUGGAGUCCAGACAGUGCCGCUCGCUGAGCCAAAAGAUAUUGAAGAGUUGGAAGCCGAAACCAAAAAACUGGAUACGGGAAGUACCCGCACUGUUGUCAUGGAGACACCAGAAUCGACUGGCAGCCAGCAAGCCUCUGAUUCCAGGACAGUCGUAGCCGCCUCCUCGUCCACCGCGAACGCGACAGGGCGCAAGAGGCCUCACGAGCCCGAUACGUCCCAAGAGGGCGGCAGUGGUGCCUCUUCCUCCCCGAGCAAGACGAUGACGCCGGACUCCACCCGGAAGGUAGUGAGUGGCGUCGGCAGUAGUAGUGGCUGGAGGCCCAAGGCUAAGGUCACCCACAGUAGCCGCACCCUGGAGAUCCGCAAGAUCCCCCGGGAGCUGAACAGCAUCGCCAAGCUCAACGAACACUUCCAGAAGUUUGGUGUCAUCACCAACCUUCAGGUUGCUUACGGAGGACAGCCGGAUGCUGCCCUCAUCACUUAUGACACCCACCUCCAAGCGAGGGCGGCACACAACUCCAUCGAGGCUGUCCUGAACAAUCGCUUCAUCAAGGUGUUCUGGCACAACGAGAAUGCCGGGCAGGAUGGCAGUGAUGCCUCAUCCCAGAGCCCAGGUCAAGGGUCGUCCAGUAAAGGCUCUGUGAAAGACAGGCUAGGAAUCCCAACCAAAGAUCAGCUGACCUUUGUCAAGAACCCACCGGAAACAUCAGAAAGGGUCGUGGUCAAAAGCACAGGCACGGGCCUGUCCAAGACCGUCUUCAACCCGGCCGCCCUGAAGGCGCCCCAGGCCUCCCUGCUAGCGGCCAGGAAGGUGGCGGCGGCCCAGGAAGCAGUGCGCAAGAAGCAAGAGGAGCAGCGCAAGCUGGCCCAGAAGAAGCAGGUGGAGAUCAGGAGACAGAAGCAGGAGCUGCUGGUCAAGCUGAUCCAACAGCAGAAGUCCUUCUUGACUAAGCUUGAGGACAAGAGCUUGUCGGCAGACAAGCGAGCCGAGAUCCUGAGCUUUGUGAAGAAGCUCGCCGAGCAAGUGGAUGAGAUAAAAAAGGCACUGGAAGCCAAGCCCUUGACCAAGUCCAAAACAGAUGUUCAGAAAGAAUUACUGGACACGGAGCUGGAGCUAUACAACCAGCAGUCUGACGGAGGAGACGCUACCGAGCUCUACAGGCGAGUUGCUCAGCUGAAGAGAGAGAUCAGCACACGCACUGCGUCACUCAACUACAUGAAUGCUGCUUCCAGAGGUGGGGCUCGUGGGCGUGGUCGAGGGCGGGGCCGGGCCCGUAGGCUGAGCCACUCCAGCACCACCAUUGACAAGCGACCACGGACCCUGGGCAUCAGUGGGUUUGACCCAGAGGACAAGGAUGAAGUCCUGACACACUUUAGUGACCUCGGCGAGAUAGAGAAUGUUGUCUAUGAUGAGGCCUUGCACACGUACGUCAUUGGGUUCAAGACAAGAAAAGAAGCUGAAUUCGCUGUAAAGAAGGGAGGCUUAUUCAAGGACCGGCAGUUACAGAUGGUGUGGCACACCCCACAACAGACUCCCCUGGCUGGGGAGGCGGAGCCGGAUGUGGAGGAGGACAUCAUUGAAGUGGGCGGAGAACUGGAAGAUGAUGAGGAUCUGGAUGACAUCAAUGAAGACCUCCUCUUGGAGGACGAUGAAGAAGACGACGAGGAUGCUGAGAGCCGAGGGUGGCGUCGAUGAGGAGAGGAAGGGGAGGCCGCCAUGCCCAAUAUGUCUCGUCUGCCUUCUCAUCAUUGAUAGAUUGAGCAGCAUGUAGAGAAGCAGGGCAUUUGUCAUAAAUGGAUAAAACCCAGCAGGCAUUGGUGGUUUGAUGCACGGAGCAAUUGUCAGGAUACAAUCGAUCUCAUUACGUCAGCCAUUAUGAUCUAGUUCCCUGAACCCCACCCCCCCAAACAAAAAUUGAAGAAACUUUAAGACACCAAUUCCUAAGUACAGACUUUUUGUACCAGGCCAAUUUUUUCCAAACCUUCUAUUUUGUCUAUUUUCGCUUCUACCAAAAAGAAAGUUGGUUGACACUGAUAAAAAUCUCCGUCUUUGCCACCACCCAAUGUAAUAAAGGACCAGUCUCAGCGGGCUGCCAAGCAGAUAUCGUGUUAUAAUAAGAAUCAUUUGUGUACCACUUCCCGACUUAAUACCAGUCACCCUCAGUGAACAUCACGUGCCAAUGUUAGCUGGUAACCUAACUAUAAACCAAGCAGAGUGAAGUGUCUUUUGCAUGUUGAGUUACCUUGACAGUCUGCUUUGAAGCUCUGUGGCAUCAGUCAUCAGUGUUACGAUAAAUGCCCUGACUUUUUUCCUUUUUAGAAACUAUCCAAGUAUUAUUCCUUGCUAUGUUUUAGUGUUUAGGUUUUUGAUCUGGGGCUUGCUUGUAAAGUAUGUAUAUUUACUUCAGACACUUUAAGAGAAUUCAGGCAGAUGCGGUUUUUCAAGGUUCUAGACAUGACACACAUUGAUUCCUAUUCCCCUUCCAGUCUCGAGGACAGGAUUUGGAAAAGCUUUCCAACAAAAUAUCCAAGCGUGUAAAUAGAAUCCUUCUAGGAACUUGUACAUUUGGAUCUGUAUCACAUGAUUGCAAUUUUCAAGACUGGUCCCUCUGGACAGCCUACUUGACGAUUUUAUUUGAGGAUUUCAAGCUUGGGAAAAAGUUCCAAUCAGUGACAAAUUUAAGGACUAAUUCAAGGAGUAGGGUUUGGUUGAUAUUUAACUUGAUUUCUUUCAUGUUCGUGCACAACAAGCAGGAAUGUUUGUUAUGUUGCCUCACUCCAUGGAGAUUGAAGGCACAUCCAGUUAAUUUUUUCAAGCACAGUACGGAGGAUAUGUAUAACUGAUGUUUUCUAUCCUCACAGGGAUUUUUAUUUUUCGAUGUAUAACAUCUAGAACCUCCGAAACAGUCGUAGGGCCUCUGUUUUACCACUGCGUUCAUGCGUCUUUAGUUUGUAGUCCUUGACUCUAGUUUUUGGUUGUUCUUUUAAAUCAAGUUGGAUCUAGAUGGUCAGAUCUUCGUUGGGUGUGUUGUGUACAUCCAUGGGGGGAAAUUUGUUCGGACAGACGAACUGAUGCAGGAUCAGUCAGUAAUUUCAAACUUGCCUUAUUGGCUCAAAAGGAGACUAUGUUUGAUCCUAAGGAACCCUGUAUAAACAGCACUGGGUGGCCUGUUCAUGGCAUCACGAUUUAAAAUGGAGUCAUAAGGACUUUGCUCUGGCUGGUAAUGAUACCCCAGUCAAUGUGCAACUGCAGUAGUCAUAAGCCUGCGGCUUUCGUAGGAUCUCAUGAUUUACCUGGCUCUAGCCAAGUCUUUCACACUCAAGGCUGCAUCACGUGUACCUACUAGUACAAAUGUGUAUGGCAUGGGGUGCAGCCAAUCAAUUUUCGUCGGAAUGUGCACAAGCACACAGCUUCAUGGCAGAGGAAGGAGCCAUAGCCCAGGCAUACGGUGGCAAUAGCAUCAAGUGUAAGCCUAUCCUUGUCAUUGAGGGGAGCCUGGAGACUAUAUCAUUAAUUGAAAAGCAAAAUAGUAGGUCUGUAAGUACACGUAGUGCGUGUUCAAGUGCAGAAAAAGAGAUCUUCCAGUUUCCUUUUUUCAUCAUUGAUCAGAAAACUUGCAACUGACCCUCUGUGUGCAUUUGAAUAUACUUUUUAAAGCCCAUAUGCAAAAUACUUGAUGAUGGCAUCAUGCAUGUACAGGCCACAUGUGUUAUAGGGAAACUUUUGAUGUGUUUGGCUCUCCUGACUGAUUUUGUGCUAAUAGGAUCAGUUCCCCAGUGUCUGAACCUAUGUGAAAAAAAAGCCUUCUUUUUACAGAUAUGUUUGAAAAGAAAAGAAAGAAUGCUUUAGGAUUAGUUCAUUUUUGCAGUCUCUUUUUAGAGAGUGUAGUCUCUUUGAAGGAAGCACUCGAGAUGUAGGAGUGUGCCUUUUAUGGAAUGCUUUAAUUUUUCUUGUCUAGUUUCAUAUCAAGUUUAACUGUGUGCGUCUGCACAAAUUGACAAUUUUGCCAGUGGAAAAAGAUGCUGCAGUUUCUAUCGUGGUGAAGGUUGAAAAAAAUAAAGUGUUAGUCUCUAACUGGGUGUGUAACAGACCAAGGGGCACAAGGUUGACAGUUGGAUUUGUCCAAUCAAAUUUUUUUCUUGAACUUGAAAAAGAAAACUGCCGUGUCAAUUUCUGCAAACAUUACUCAGUUAAACAUUAUUCAGUUAACAUGGUAGUGGUAAUCUUAGUCCUUGCAUUGUAUAAAAAAAUGCAGUUUGUUCAAAGUAUAUUGUUACAUCUUUGUACUCUUAAUGGUAAUGCAUUCUUUUCAAUUGUAUAUUUCAUGAAAUUCACCAAAACAGAGAAAAAAAAUAAAGGGGGAAAUAAAAGAUUAAAAAGAAAAGAAAGAAAA